AUGAGUUCAGAUGCAGAGAUGGCAAUCUUUGGAGAAGCUGCUCCAUAUUUACGGAAGUCUGAGAAGGAGAGAAUUGAAGCCCAGAAUCGCCCAUUUGACUCUAAGGCAGCCUGUUUUGUAGUGGAUGAAAAGCAAAUGUAUGUGAAAGGUACCAUACAGAGUAGAGAAGGUGGUAAAGUCACAGUUAAAACAUGUGAUGAUACAACUGUGACUGUAAAGGAUGAUGAAGUUUUUCCCAUGAAUCCUCCCAAAUUUGAUAAAAUUGAGGACAUGGCCAUGAUGACCCACCUCCAUGAACCCGCUGUGCUGUACAACCUCAAAGAGCGUUAUGCAGCCUGGAUGAUCUAUACGUACUCAGGUCUCUUCUGUGUCACUGUCAACCCCUACAAGUGGCUGCCAGUGUACAACCCGGAGGUGGUGGCUGGCUACCGAGGCAAGAAGCGCCAGGAGGCCCCUCCACACAUCUUCUCCAUCUCUGACAAUGCCUAUCAGUUCAUGCUGACUGAUCGUACCAACCAGUCAAUCCUUAUCACUGGAGAAUCUGGUGCAGGGAAGACUGUGAACACAAAGCGUGUCAUCCAGUACUUUGCAACAAUUGCAGUUACUGGUGAGAAGAAGAAAGAACAACAGCCUGGCAAAAUGCAGGGAACUCUGGAGGAUCAGAUCAUCCAGGCCAACCCGCUGCUGGAGGCCUUUGGCAAUGCCAAGACUGUGAGGAAUGACAACUCCUCACGCUUUGGAAAAUUCAUCCGUAUUCACUUUGGAACAACUGGCAAGCUGGCCUCUGCUGACAUCGAAACCUAUCUUCUGGAGAAAUCCAGAGUGACUUUCCAGCUGGCCAGUGAAAGGAGCUAUCACAUUUUUUACCAGAUAAUGUCAAACAAGAAGCCGGAGCUCAUUGAUCUCCUCCUCAUCUCCACCAACCCC
Messenger RNA from Antrostomus carolinensis (chuck-will's-widow), 927 nucleotides. Its product is annotated as myosin-13. Gene Ontology annotation, biological process: actin filament organization. Lineage: Eukaryota; Metazoa; Chordata; Aves; Caprimulgiformes; Caprimulgidae. The record is from RefSeq and is a predicted model, not a curated record. The annotation marks the transcript as partial. Gene Ontology annotation, molecular function: microfilament motor activity; actin filament binding; ATP binding. The transcript is spliced from 9 exons. Gene Ontology annotation, cellular component: cytoplasm; myosin complex; actin cytoskeleton.